Messenger RNA from Heterobasidion irregulare TC 32-1, 1484 nucleotides. RefSeq lists its product as uncharacterized. Bases 141 to 1259 code for a protein of 372 amino acids. Lineage: Eukaryota; Fungi; Basidiomycota; Agaricomycetes; Russulales; Bondarzewiaceae. The record is from RefSeq and is a predicted model, not a curated record. The transcript is spliced from 4 exons.
UCGUGGAAGACCUCGAUCCAGGAGACUCGUUCACCACUUCUUUGAUAGAAAUCUUGGUGAAGGAGCUCAGCGAGCGCCGACAACGACACACAAUCGCGGACAAGCGUCUCAUCUCGGAUCGCACUUCGAAAAGCUUGCACAUGCUCACCGUUCCUCAACGCAUCUAUCGAGACCGAGGCGGUAUGCGUGGUUUGAUGAGCCGCCGUUCGCUGAAUUUAGCGGAAUAUCUAGCGGUGCCGCCGGAAGAGAUGGACGUGGACGACGACAACGAUAGCCUGGACAGUGUCCUGGAUCUGCCGGGGGCCGUGGAGGGUGCGAGAAUGAAUGCGGAGCUUUAUGAUGCGUAUUCAGUGGUGCCACCACACGAUGCUCCUUCCUCCACAUCUAGAGCGCCCAGAGUGCAGCAGCAUGCCAUGGUCAGAUUAACGGAGGACGAAAUGCUGCGCGAAAUGCACGCGCGAUACCCGCUAACUGCACCCACGGGCCCUGCAUACUCCGGCCCCACACCAUCAUCUGGAUCGGCGUACCCCCCACGCCAGCCUACCACCCGCCGCCCACCCGUGCGCUCUCGGACGGUCGACUUUAACGACUUCACGUCUCGCCGCCGCUCCAGCACUCGGGAGAACACCGCAGGCGCCGACGAGACGUCCAGCUCGCGACCCGCAGACGGCAGCGCGCAGGCAUCCGGAGAACGGAGGGGUUUGCUUACAUCGCUCUCGAACCCAUCUGCAUCUGUUGGGAACGUGCCCCGGCGCUUCUUCCAGCCCUUUCGGCGACCGGAGAUGAGCAUACCGUGGACGAUGUCGCCCGAACCGGUAGAGCAUCCCCAUCCUGCCGCGAGUCAGAUGUCGAACACCGAGCGCGAGCGCACAUAUCUCUCGUGGCUCUCGCACACGCCCGCGCCGCAGCCACAGCCCGCCGCGCUGCGCGUGUCCCCACCAUCUACGGUCGAGCAUCGUGAUUCCGAGCCGGACCGCGCGAGCCCGGCACCUGAAACUGGUCCGCGGCCCGCAACACACCGCCUUCGCAGAGGGGGCGUACGCCCGCCCGAGAGCCUGCUGCUGAGGCAUGUACCCACGGAGUCUGGAGAACUAUAUUCGCAUUCGAGAUAUACAGUACCGCGGCCGAUCCAUGUGUAUCCAAUGGCAGACGACGCUGCGAGCGGUGUGGAAAACCGGAUCGAGUCUGAGCAGGGUGCGGUGCAAGGGUACGAGAAUGCGGGAGACUACGGAGAGGACGCUUCGCGAUACUCUACUUGAUUGCGCUUGAGGUCUGUUAGUCGUUCUAUUCGUACUUUGGACUUUCUUCUUCUUUUCGCAAUUGUGGGCGCUACUCACGAUGCAUGCACCUUCCCAGUGCUUGGAAUAGACCUCACUUUGCCUGCAGCAGAAUCAGUCGUUUUUCGUUUUAUUGUCAUGAUACCUUUCGUGUGUAUGUAGGCUAUCUUUAGCUGUAGACAAAUAUGUUGACACUUUCUCACGCUC